Messenger RNA from Diprion similis, 3413 nucleotides. RefSeq names its product enhancer of polycomb homolog 1 (gene E(Pc)). The coding region runs from base 296 to 3082 and encodes 928 amino acids. NCBI's taxonomy places the organism in Eukaryota, Metazoa, Arthropoda, Insecta, Hymenoptera, Diprionidae. The transcript is spliced from 7 exons. The record is from RefSeq and is a predicted model, not a curated record. Gene Ontology annotation, biological process: regulation of transcription by RNA polymerase II. Gene Ontology annotation, cellular component: piccolo histone acetyltransferase complex.
GAACGGUGCAAAUGGCUGUGCGUCGGCCAUGAUGGCUUUUAGCAGGGACCGUGUCACGCAAACAUGUUUUCAAGGUGAUAUUCCUCGUUUCGUGACUGAGUGACCGUGUUCUAGCGCGAUGGCCGGCAAAGAAUGAGGCUUUGAGCGUGUUCGGUGCCGGGUGAUACGGCCGCCGGGCCUCCGCGAGGCCGCCAACUCGGGCCUGAAGGUGUGCGUGCGCGCGAUACCCGCGGGUGAAACGCAGUGGGUUGUCAACAGACACGGGAAAGUGCGAGCGAGAGCGUAGCGGGCAAGGAUGAGCAAGCUGUCGUUUAGGGCGAGGGCGCUCGACGCCUCGAAACCGAUGCCGAUUUACAUGGCCGAGGAGCUGCCCGACCUCCCCGACUAUUCGGCGAUAAAUCGGGCCGUUCCACAGAUGCCCAGCGGCAUGGAAAAGGAAGAGGAAUGCGAACAUCACCUCCAGAGAGCCAUCUGCACAGGUCUCAUCAUUCCCACGCCAGAGGUUACCGACAUGGCAGAUGUCGAGGCAUACGACAAAAUAUACCCUGCAGAUUACAAGCUGCCGCGACAACUCAUACACAUGCAACCAUUUGCGAUGGAGCAGGACAUUCCCGACUAUGACAUGGACUCUGAGGACGAAAAGUGGGUCGGUGCUCAGAGUAGAAAGAUGGACCUAACUCCACUACAGUUUGAAGAGAUGAUGGACAGGCUGGAGAAGAGCUCGGGUCAAACCGUUGUUACGCUUAACGAGGCCAAGGCCCUUCUCAAGGAGGACGACGACCUCAUCAUUGCGGUAUUUGACUACUGGCUCAACAAACGCCUGAAAACACAACAUCCCCUGUUAUUGACGGUAAAAACAGAGCAUCGGAUUGGACUAGCCGCCAACAAUCCAUACUUGGCAUUCAGACGGCGUACAGAAAAGAUGCAGACUCGUAAAAACAGAAAGAACGAUGAAACGAGCUAUGAAAAAAUGAUAAAGCUGCGUAGGGACCUGAGUCGGGCGGUAACACUUUUGGAACUUGUUAAAAGGCGGGAAAAAACAAAACGGGAAUAUCUCCACCUCACUAUUGAAGUCUAUGAAAAGAGGUAUCAAGCGCAAGACUUCAGUGGGCAGGUACUCGCCGAGGUAUCAGCAUUAAAGGCAUCCAGGCCAGCUUUUGCACCGCUUUUCGCCAACCAGUUUGGAGUCCACCAGAACUGGGCAAAUAAAGUUUCGGGAAAGGAGGAAGUCGUACCAAGGAAAGAAAAGAGGCAAUACAAAAAACGGAAGCAUAAAGCGGACGGCAGGGGGACCGGGGGUUCCGUCGGGAGCGUCGGGGUUGCCGAUGACGGCUUGUUGCGUAAUAGCGGCGUAGCCGGACGAGGCGGAAGGAGCGGGGCGCCUGGAAGUGGGCUGGACCCGCUCGCCAGCUCCGACGACGACAGUCCGCAUCCCUGCCACUCUCAACUAUCGUUACCUUCGGACCGGGACGAAGACGACGCGGUUGACGAAGGCCAAUUCGCCUUCAGGCGCAACAAAAAUUGUACCUAUUUAUCGCCCAUACCUGGAGGCUUUGGAAACUGGCCAUGGUGCGAGCGAAGCGAGGGUGGUUCCGCAGACAAAAGGUACAGAUUUGCCCCGACCAGCAUCAGCAGACCGACGCACCUUUGCGUCGGUCUAGCGAGGCGGCGGGUCGGUCGAGGCGGGAGGAUUAUACUGGACCGUUGCACGACGAACACAGACGAUGUAUGGUCUUCCCUAGACUUCACGAUACACGAACCUAAGCGAGAAUUUCUCGACCCAACGGAGCCGGGUAAAAAGGAUUGGCUCCACUUCCGGCCGAAAACGCCACCCCCUUCCGGCGACGGGACACCAAGCGAGGAAAGCAGCGACUCCGAGUCCGAAGGAGAGACGAGACGCGACGUUCUGCCCUCGUUCCCCUUCCCACCCGAGGCAACAUCGAUAUGCAUCGACGUUGAAGCGAGCAGCAAGGCUGGAACGACCACGACGACGACGCCGACGGUGCUUGGGACAGUGGUCGACGAGCCACCGUUCACUACCGAAUUCAACAUCUCCGACUACUUUCCCAUGGAGUUUUUCUCAGACUUUGAUGUUGCGGUUUUAGGAUAUGGUGCGAGUGCCGGUUCUAGGAGCAGUGCUACAAUAGGCGGUGGUAGUGGUAACGGAAAACAGACAGACAAUAGUGAGAGCGACCAAAGGACAGAUAAUCAGCUGAUUGGCUGCUCGCGAUUUUUAAUAACACCCCUGAUCGGCAGCCUCAUGUCACAGCCGAGCCAGCAGGCCCGAUCGCAGUGUACCAGUAGUAAUAGUAGUAGUAGUAGCUGUAGUAGUAACGGUAGCGGUAGUUCUAGUAAUAAUAACAGCGGCGGCGGGACUUGUCACGUUUUGGUUACCGGCAACAAUGCCGUUCCUACGGCAACGGCAGCGUCGACAACGACGGCAGCACCAGCGACCGUCACGGUAACAACGACGGCGACCGUGAACGUCGCGUCAACGGUGCAAAAUCGUUGGACAUUAUCCAGCGGUUUGAUGAACACUAUCAGCCAAGCGACAACGUCGUCGAGCGGUACUGUCGCCGCGGAAAGUCGUGCUAAUGUUCAAACGAAUCGACACUCGAGGCACCACAGACAACCGUCGAUAAAUCAUAACAGCCCCGCUGCAGCGCCAAUAUUGUCAAAGUCGUUAACUAGUCCUACAAAUAAUCGGAGCAUCGGUGCAUCCUCGGGUAUAACGAACUUUGGGAAUGGUCAUCAAAACGGACCGACGACGGCGCUAAGUUAUCACCACAAUUCUAACUUGAAUAAUUUGCCAAACAGCACACAUCAUCCUGUCAAUAACCAAACUAGCGGCACUAUUAACGCCACAUCGAUAUCGUCGACUACGCUGCCGACCACGACAACAAUAUUAUCACAUAAUAAACAUCAGCCGCAGAGUAUUCUUGCAAGCGGUAUAGCUCAGAGCAAACUGGCGAGCAUCUCGAGACAACAGCAACAACAGCAACAGCAGCAGCAACAACACGCGCAGAAUCAAGCACAGCAAAUCCCCACACCUGGGGAAAUUACGCUUAAUAGUAAUAGGUGAGACUAGUUUAUAUCUUGUCCGUCCAUCCGCGUUAAUAUUCGUGUAACUAGCUAGCUAUCGCUACGGCGGUAAUCCGUUCGAAAAGGGGGGAAACAAGAAAAAAAAGGAAGUUUCGCGCCAGGGACAGAAAAGACGGACAGACCGACCGAUCGAGACCUCUGAACUUCGCGGCUAGUGCUGCCGUGUUUCUUGGAUGGAGGUCCACAAUAAUAAUUAUUAUUAUUUUCUGCCCUAAUUUUGUCGAGGCAGGAGAAAAACCCUGAUUGUAAAUAUACUAAGUCUUUCGUGUAUAAUAGAGAAAAAAUUUGAUAAACAAACAAAAAAAAAAUUA